AUCCAUGCCGGCUGUCCCGUCGCCCUGCGUCAUGGGCCCGGGGAAACAGAUGGAGUAUGGAAGCACUCUCGAGCACCAGGUGGAUCAGCGCAAUAACCGCAAGAGCAUCAUGUUUGCUAUCUGCGCCUUGUCCAUGGUCCUUGCCAUCACCGCCCUGGUCGACCACUCUAGCGAAAGCCCUCAGUCAAGGCUAGAGAAGGUCUUGACAGGCUCGACUAAGGCUAAGAUGCAUGCGCUGUCAGUAGCCGCCUCGUUGGCCGCCAAGAAGAAGGCAUCCGCGCCUCCUGCUCAUCCUCAAGCCGCCCAUGCAGCAGCACAGCCAGCGAGCAAGAAAAUGGAGGAUGCGCUCAAGGCCAGGAGCAUUCAGAAGCCUUCACUCAAGCUGAGCCAGCACGCCGCCAUGAUGAAGGUCAAGAUGGCACACGGAAACAUGCUCCAGAGCAGCAAUGAAACCGCAGCUCCUGCUCCUGCUCCUGCUCCUGCUGCUUCUGCUGCCUCAGAGUCUGAAGCAGCUCAGCCUGAGCAGGCGAGCGGGUCCAAGGGAUCGGAGGAGCACGAAGGAGUCAGCGGAGAGGAUGGGAAUGUCGACGUCUCGGCCUUGAAGCCUACGGGAAUUAUGGGUGUGUUCUUCAACGAGAAGAUUAUGAUCACUGCUGUUUGCGUGAUCGCUGGGUUGUUGUUGGCCAUCUGCUGCUUUGCCAAGUACGCAGACUGUGCUCUAGCAUAGGAUACAAGUGUAAAAGGAAAUUAGAUUGUUAAAGAAUGAAGGGAGAGGUG
This is a messenger RNA of Guillardia theta CCMP2712, 777 nucleotides long. RefSeq lists its product as hypothetical. The coding region runs from base 5 to 727 and encodes 240 amino acids. The transcript has 2 exons. The record is from RefSeq and is a predicted model, not a curated record. Lineage: Eukaryota; Cryptophyceae; Pyrenomonadales; Geminigeraceae.